Haliotis rufescens (red abalone) is the source of this 1920-nucleotide messenger RNA. RefSeq lists its product as uncharacterized. NCBI's taxonomy places the organism in Eukaryota, Metazoa, Mollusca, Gastropoda, Lepetellida, Haliotidae. Bases 293 to 1060 code for a protein of 255 amino acids. The transcript has 3 exons. Gene Ontology annotation, cellular component: nucleus. The record is from RefSeq and is a predicted model, not a curated record.
GGUUGAUGUAUACUCUCAAAACAUUGAAGCAAGACCAGGACCCGGUUGUAUCAAAGCCUCAUUAACUAAUGGCUACAUUAAACCCUAAUGAUACAUUAAAUGCUUAAUGCACCAUUAGUUAAUGGCAUCAUUAAAAUCGGUUGUAUCAAACGUUUAUUAGCAUAUCAUUAUCUAAUGAUGCCUUAAUGUAAGUGUCUUCAUUAACCUGUCAUUAAAUUCGGUGUUUCCCCUAAAUAUUUCCCACAAUUCCUUGAUGUAAACACGUACGCGUUACUUCCGGUCGUCUGUCAAAAUGGCAUCGUAUCCACCUAAACCUAGGAAUAAAAACAAGAAUUUCGACAGCUCCGAAAUUCAGCUUAUUGCCGAGUUGGUGGAGAAACACAUCUCCAUACUUAACAGUAAGUUGUGUAGCACUGUCACCCACGAAAGAAAGAAGGCUAUUUGGGCUCUCGGUGUUUGUCAGCGUACGACAAAAGAAAUAAAAACAAAAUGGACGAACAUGCACCAGGCGGCCAAAAGGGAAUUCAGUAACAGACAGCUGGACAUGAGGAAGACCGGGGGAGGGCCCUGUAUUGCCCCACUUUCCACGACGAGUGAAAAGAUAGUGGACAUUUACAAGGAGCGUCCAAGUUUCACUGGACUCACGGGCAUCGAAUCGGACGAUCUAGUGAUGCAAAUGGGUACGGAAGUCGCCGAUGUAAUUGGCUCUCCUUCGACUUUACACCUGUUAGCACGGGCUUUAGAAGAAAAUGUUUGCGAUGUCCCUACUCAGGAAGCGUCUGUGCCCAGUUGUUCCAGCACACAGAUCUACCCGGAAGGAGAACUGUCUGUCGACGCAUCUGCAUUACAUGACGACAUUAGUACCAUCGAAGAGCCUUUGGUCCAGACUGGGGGAAAAUCAAAUCGUGUCAAGAGAAAGAUCAAACAGGAUGACAUCACCAGACUGCAGUAUGAGGUUUUGCUUGAGCAGAAAAAGAAAGUCAUUCAGCAAACCAUUUACUUUGAGCUCAUGAACAAGAAGCUCCGAUUGGAGUUGGAUAGCUUGAUGCACCAUGAAUGAAAACGACAUCCUCAUGUUUGAAAUGUUACUAAGAGUUCAUUAAAAAAAUACAAUUAGUUUGAUAGUGUGCUACACAAUGUUGUGUUGUAUAUUGUAUAGCUUCAGUUUGAACGAACGGGAGAUAACUAACAAUGUCAAUUCUAAUAAAUUGUUAUCCAUCUUCUACUUUAUACUACAUACAAGUAACCAAACACGUAUCACUUCGGUAGAUUGCUGGGUGCUCUUUACGUAUGUAGCUGUCAAUAACGAUGAGUUGAUGAGAUAAGCCGAUCAGUUAAUACAUGAUUUCGACGAAAUUUAUGUAAACCAUAUUCAAUAAAAUUAAUGUGAUAGACUCAUUGCUAAAGAUACACAAAGAACCUUACAUGCUCACCGUGAAGUCUUGGCGUUGUGCAACAAAUUCAAACUCAUUGUAUCCGUGUAGCGUUUAGCUGUAUUUUUUCUGAAGGGAAAUGUGCACUGUGUACCCUGGACGAUAUUUACGCAGUAAUCUAAAUUUUAGUUAAACAAAGCUGGGAAACUAUAUCCCUUUGAUUCAACACGAAAAGACAAAAGUGCACGCAAAAGAUUUUGGUUAAAUAUUUGUAAAAAUUAUAAUUGCACGCAUUGGCAAAUACAUACUGCGAACACUGUCAACUAAUUUCUUCAGUGACAACAGAUGGUAUCUCUGCAUUCUUCUGUAUAGUUGUAUUAAAGCAGAGACAGUUUGAUCAUUUCAGUUAGUGAAAUAGUGCCUUGUGAUAUAAUCACGGAUGCCCCGUCCAUCUUCGGGACCUGUAUAUUGCCCUUCAAUGUUACUGUCGUCCUCUCCAUCAACAUCCAGCAUGGGUUCACGAAGAAUUAUUGCCAGAUUAUGCAGC